GUAAAAGGGGGUGGAGAAAGGAAAGGGAGGGACAAGAAGAGGGGGGGAAAAAAAACCCUGCAUGUCAAGUCUGAGGAAAUGCUGUGGGAACUACAGCCAGGCGCUUUUUUUUUUUUUUUUUUUUUCUCCUCUUCUUCUUCUCUCUUCUCCCCUUGUGUAGCUGAGAGGAAGGAAAGGAAGAAAGAGAAGUAGCUAGCUCAAAUGUGCCUCGCUCUGCUGCCGGGGCACGGGGGCUUGGCUGGAAGGAUCUAGUUUCUCUUCGGUGGCAGGAAAAGGAGCCACAGGAGGAGGCAGAGACGGACACCCAGACAUGCCCGUCCCGUCAGGCUGCUGGUUCCUUCUUUGCCUCGCUGCAGCUGGCAAACAGUUGUCACUACAAAUCACCCCGCCGUGUGAAAGUGAACAACACUAUGAAUACUCUGGACGGUGCUGCACAAAGUGUGAGCCAGGGAAGUAUAUGUCUGCUAGAUGCACCGGUACUUCUGACAGUGUGUGCCAGCCGUGUGGCCCAAACGAGUAUAUGGAUGUCUGGAAUGAAGAAGAUAAAUGUUUACUACAUAAAAUAUGUGAUCAAGGGAAAGCUUUGAGAGAAGUGAACCCAGGGAACAGCACGUUCCAGCGGCAGUGUGCUUGUACGAUGGGCUACCACUGGAACGAAGACUGUGACUGCUGUCAGCGAAAUACCAUAUGUGCUCCGGGAUUUGGUGCUGAGCAUCCUGUGCAACAAGACAAGGACACAAUGUGUACGCCAUGUCCCAGAGGCUACUUCUCAAAGGUCGCUUCUUCCACCGAUAAGUGUAAAACCUGGACCAACUGUACAGCUCUAGGAAUGGCAGAAAUAGUGCCUGGGACUGACAAGUCAGAUGCAGUUUGUGCAGAACAGAAGACACCAGAGCCAUCAGAAGAUGGAACCAACAGGAUCUUAUACGUUUUGAUUGUCCUCUUGUUUUUUGUGGCACUAAUUGGCAUUGUCAUCUUCAUUGUAUACUACAAGAAUAAGGGAAAAAAGCUAACAGCAGAUCUACAGAAUUGGGCUAACGAAGUGUGCAGCCAAAUAAAAGGAACAAAGGAGCCCCCAAGGGAUGCAUUUGUCACCGUGAGCACCACAAAUGCUGCUGUCCCCCAGACCUCUGAGGGCGUGUGUCUCCUGGGCCCCACUGGCUCUCCUGCCCCUGGAAACUCAUGCUGCACCAGCGGUCACGCUCCUUGCAGGAACGGGAGCCCCGGCACAGCACCCUGCGAGGCAGGAGGGAGCCUCCAAGAGUUUUCUGUGGUAACUGAGACUGAUAAUGACCAUUUCCCACCAAUUCCCACAGAAGAUGAAUACAUGGAUAAGGAUCUUAAUACCACUGAUUAUUUAUCUCUACUAAGUCGGACUGCCAGUAAAACCGUGUCAUCAUUUUCAGAACCAAUGGAGGCAGGGGAGAACGACAGCUUAAAUCAGUACUUUUCAGGGAUUGGGAGCACAGAGGACAUAUCAGUCUCUCAAGGCUCCCACCCUUCUUCCAACAUAGAUGGGCCACACACUGCCACGGACAAUCUUCUUCAGAAAUCUUGCCAGCGUGCCCACAGUUGCCUGAAGGAAACAGGCGAUAAAGACACAGAUUGUUUUGCAACUAACUAUGACUCGGAGAAGAUCUGUGUGAGGUGUGGCAUUUCGUACAGGGAAUCUCCCAGAAAGUGGAGUAAACCCUAUUGUGCUGCAGCUGACAGUGCCUCCACCUGCCCAGAAACUGGAUCCUAUGCACAGUGCACCUGUGGCUUGAAUUUUCUCUCUGCUGGUCAGAGCACUCCUGCAAAUGAUCAUGGUAUGGAAGGUGCAUCUUUGGACAGUACCAACAUGAAGUACCAAAACACAAACAGAAGCACUUCAGGGACAAACAGCACCACUUCAGACCUCCCUCCAGCAUCUGGAAAUGUGACUGGAAACAGUAACUCCACCUUUAUCUCAAGUGGACAAGUAAUGAAUUUCAAGGGCGACAUCAUUGUUGUCUACCUUAGCCAAAACUCCCAGGAGGGGGCAACAGCCUCAGGGCCGAGCGAGGAGAACGUGGGCAGCCCUGUGCAGGAGGAAAACCUCAGCCGCUGCGAGACUUUUGCUGGCAAUGCCCAGCACUACAAGGAGAAGUGUGCUGAGCUGCAGGGCGCCUGCCCGGCGGCGGGGAGUGGGGGGCCGCGGUGGACCACCAGACCCCUGGCCCAGGAGCGGGGCCCAUCCUGCCACAGCCAGGCCUCGCAGCCCGUGCAGGAGGAGGGGAAGCUGGGACACUUCUCGGAGAAAGUAUUGAACUGAGGAGAGUCCUUGCUGCGGGCUGGGGCGCCGACGACGGGCAGCCCACGAGAAGGGUGUGGGGCUGCUGCAGGGCUGCUGAAAUCCCGGGUGUCGCGACAGAUUCGGAGACUGUUGCUGCCCCUGGUGUCUCCAGGGAAAUUUUACAGCUGGAAAGGACCCUUGUGGCACAUGUGCGGGGGGUGGUGGUGGUGGUCCCGCUGAGGAGGUUACCAGUGGGGACAGGUGCAUGCGUGAAGCUGGAUGUGCUGUCCCCAUUGCAGAAGCAGUGGCAGGACACUCUCCUCUCCCUUGUGGGGCAGAAGGCUCCCCACCUGCCCCCCGCUCCCAGGCACCUCUCCCCAGCAAGCAGCAAAGGAGAGUUGAGGAGAUCCUUUGGGCUGGGGACUUUGCGAGGAAGCGAGCAGUGUUGCUGGCUGGGCACGUGGGGCGCACCCGGGGAGGGGAUGACAUGAUGGAGGACCACACUGAAAGGGGCCCCUGAGCUCCCUCUCGGGGUUUUCUUUUUGUAACUAAGCUGCACCCAUGUUGCUGGGUCUUGGGCCUCCUCUAUGUCUCUGGUGGUGGAAGGAAGUGGCAGCCACGUCGGCCGCUGAGCCUAGUGCUGCUGGCAACCUUCACCUCCCCAUGGGGAUUGGGCAGGUGGCAUCAGCCCUUUCCAUAUUUCCCCAAGGGAGCAGACACUCCAGUCUCAAACCAGCACCAGAGCCAAGAUCCUGGUCUGUCCCUUAUUAACUUGUGGGUAUGAAUAAUUGUAACACUGCCCCAGGUGCACAACAACAGACAAAACAGAGCUGAUAUGCCUUACAAGCAUAUCAGAUUGAUCCUGAGCAAAGAGCGUUUAUAGUUUUGGACCCUGAUUUACCUCUGCCUUAUUGCACCUCAGCAGAGAAAUUCAAAUCCCUGAAGAUGACGGUGACGUGCGCCUGGCACGCUGCUGCAUGAAUAACAUCACUGCACUUUGAGACACAGAGCUGCUAGCAGGUGGAGGAAGGGUCUACAGUAACCAGCUGUGGACAUUUCCUGAGUGACAGGAGAGGGAGGGAUUACCAAAAGAAGGAGAAUUUAGUCAGGGUCAAACACACGUUCUUUCAUCUGCCCAAACAAUUUUGUCAUUCCCUUUGAUAUUUUCAUUACUAAGCAGAGCUUUACUUAUGUAGCAUGAAGCUAUUUCCAGAGCUUGGCCUGUCUGAGCUGAAAUCAGAGUGUAGCCAACUCUCACACUGAGAGCUGAUAAGCAAUGGGACCAAAGGGUUGGAUUUACAGAAUAAUAGUAGUUGUAGUUAGAAGGGACUCUCAGCUACUCAGCUGGCUUUGGUUCAGGUCCUGUAUCCUGUAGCCUCCUCCAGCAGCCACUGUGGGGAGAGAGGUGAAGGGAAGAGAGACUCAAGGAACUCCCAAGAGGAAAAGAUAACAUUUUUAAUGAUUUCCUGACAAGGGGUAAUUUUCUGACAUUCUCCUGCACAUGUGAGUGCUGCAGGAGGCUAUAUUCAGUCUGAGCCUUCAUCAAGGUCAGCGCUGUGUUUCCUGUCAGACAGCAAAGGGAUCUCUUAUCUAGUGUGAUCUCAUCUGCCCUGACAGAAAAGAUCUCUGGUAAGGAGGGGUCCUCUCCAGGGAGGUUUUUAAAGCCAAGGGGUUCACUAUGUAGCUGCUCUGUUUGCAAUAGUACUGCUCUGUGGGUGAAGAGCACCUAUAAAGCUGACAAAGUGACCAUUGUGUCAUGAUGAGCUUCUUAUCCAUAAAACAAAAGGAUGGGCUUAGCCACCUUCACUCUCAGGAGGAUAAUUCUGCAUUAUUUAUAUAUCUGGCAUAUAAAAUUCAGCACAGACAAGCAAGACUCUCUCUUGGGUGGCUGGCAAAUAUGGUGCAUGAACAACCAGCCUCCCUUUCACCUCUGCAUGGCCUUCAGAAAACUAGACCACCCUAGCCUAGACUCAGCCAGGCAGGUAAGUUGUCCCAUUCAGUGACGGCCCAAGCUACCUCUGCUUCUCUGAAGGUGUGUAACUGAGCUCUCUCUUAUCUGUGGUAUUCUGUCGUCUUUCUUGUUGGAUCCUUUAACAACCUCUUUUUAGCCUCUUCUGGCCUAUUUCUGUAUCCCCUAGGCAUUGGUGCAAUAGGGACAAGGAACAGAGUCACCAUCACGUUCAUGCAAGGUCAUGCAGAUAUUUUCCCACUUCAUCGUAACUUUUUGAGUCAUAUUUUCCUGGAAAGCAUUCAACCAGCCCCACUUACAGGGCAGGAUGGGCUGAAUUCUUGUGUUUGGCUUUAGGUAACCUACCUGUCUGCAGGUCUGUCUCCUCCUUCUUCUGUCUCUGCAGCUUCUUUCUUCCCAUGAUUUGUAUCUGCCACCAGAGAGCAGGCUCAAAAUCCUGAUUUCAGAGAAGACAAUGGGAAGUUUAUGACGUGUCCUCAGUGAGGACACAUUUUUUCACUCACUGAAUCACAGGAUCCUACUGAGCAAGGACUGAAACUAGGAUCAUCCGCAAGCAUGAAGAAAUGGGUCAUAAUUAUCCCAGCACUGUGGCCGCUCCCUUAUGGGAAAUGCGAUGCGCCAACAGAUCCGAUUCUUCUUCUUUCUCCAGAGUCUACCCAAAAGUGAAGAAGCCAUAUCACACUCAUUAUCAUGCUGCACGUUCCCUGGGUCUCUGCCUGGCUGUUUAGACAUGGACCCCAAAGGGACGACUUUAUCCUUGUGAUUUUAUUUGUUGUCAGUUCGGAGGUGGGGCUGUUCUUUAACAUCUGUUUGUACAAUGGGGCCCUAUGCAUUGGGCACUAAUUUGGAGGCUUCUGGCUGCUAUUGUAAUACACAUAAUUAAUGACAAUAAAAAUCUUAAAGGCCUACUUGAGUAAAUAUUUUAUACAAAUUAAUGAAAGAAUCAAACACAUUAUUAUAUGCCCAUGCUCAUUUUGACAAAAAAAAGUCAAAUGUGAGCAUAAAAACAUUCCUGGUUAGCUUCUGUAACAUUUUUUGUAUGUAGAAUUGUUUUAACAAAAAGUGCUUCCCUUCUCUAGUAUGUGCUGCAAUAACAUACAAGGGCAUCCACAAACACAUGGGGAGUUGAACAGGAGCUCUUGUAGAUCUGGUGUGGUAAUGCUUUACUGCUGAGAACUGGGUACUCAUUCCAACUCGUUCCUGAAGUCUCCUUCUGCACAGCAUGUGUUUUUACAGGUGUUUCAGUCUGAGGUGUCACAGCAUGCAUUAUCCACAGUGAAUACACUGGGUGUUCUUGAAACACAGCCACUUCAGGCCUGGAAGGGCAGCAGUAGUUCUGCAUGUAACUGUGGGAAAAUGAGAAGCAGUCUUUUGCUCAACAGCACUGGAGCAGCCCUUCUUACCCCCAUAGAA
Molecule: messenger RNA, 5636 nt
Organism: Phalacrocorax carbo (great cormorant)
Lineage: Eukaryota; Metazoa; Chordata; Aves; Suliformes; Phalacrocoracidae
Source: RefSeq, a predicted model, not a curated record